Molecule: messenger RNA, 1866 nt
Organism: Torulaspora globosa
Lineage: Eukaryota; Fungi; Ascomycota; Saccharomycetes; Saccharomycetales; Saccharomycetaceae
Gene: ALE1
Product: lysophospholipid acyltransferase
Exons: 1
Coding region: 1-1866 (621 amino acids)
Biological process (GO): glycerophospholipid biosynthetic process; lipid modification
Cellular component (GO): endoplasmic reticulum; membrane
Molecular function (GO): 1-acylglycerophosphocholine O-acyltransferase activity; 1-acylglycerol-3-phosphate O-acyltransferase activity
Source: RefSeq, a predicted model, not a curated record
AUGAAGAUCUACAAUCCGAUCGAUACAACCUUGCGAUGGAUAUCGCAAAAAUAUGGGAUCAACGAUUUCAUGCUGAGAUAUGCCCUUUGUCUGCUAGGAUCUUUCCCUUUCAAUGCGAUCUUGAAGAGGCUGCCAGACAGGCGGGUGAGUUUGAAAUGUUGUUACAUUACCGGGGUGUCGAUGCUAUACCUCUUUGGAGUGCUGAACCUUUAUAAGGGGUUUCAAACGCUUUUCAUCAGCACCAUGUUCACAUAUGUUAUCACAAGAUUCUACCGGUCGAGUUUCAUGCCUCAUUUGAACUUCAUCUUUCUGAUGGGACAUCUGGCAUUCAACCAUCUGCACGCGCAGUUCAUUAACGCUUCUAACAGCGACACAGUGGAUAUCACAGGCUCGCAAAUGGUGUUGGUUAUGAAAUUGACAGCUUUUGCAUGGUCUUAUUACGAUGGAUCUUGCGAGAAAGACAAGAAUUCGCUGACGGAUUAUCAAAAGUCCCGGGCGAUCGAGAAACAUCCAUCGUUGUUGGAAUUUCUAGCGUACGCAUAUUUCUAUCCUAGCCUGUUGACUGGCCCAAGUUUUGACUUUGCAGAUUUUGAUAGCUGGCUGAAUUGUGAGAUGUUCCAUGACCUGCCAGAGAAGAGAAAACCCAGGAGACGUCUACACCCUGGACAGAGAAGGCAGAUUCCAAAGAACGGCAGACUGGCUCUGUGGAAGGUGAUCCAAGGUUUGGGAUGGAUGUAUCUCAGUGCCGUGGCACCAAAAUACAUCUCAGUAGACUACAUGUUGGAUUUUGAAAAAUUCAAUCAAAGAUCAUUCUUCUACAGAAUAAACUACAUGUACUUUCUGGGGAUGACAUUUCGUUUCAAGUACUAUGCUGCUUGGACGAUAGCAGAGGCAUCUUGCAUAUUAUGUGGGUUAGGGUACAAUGGAUAUGAUCCGAAGACGCAAACAAUAAAGUGGAAUCGUGUUCAGAACAUCGACAUAUAUUCAGUGGAAAUGGCACAAAGUACCAGGGAGAUGCUGGAAGCCUGGAACAUGAAUACAAAUAAAUGGUUGAAAAACUAUGUCUAUUUGCGUGUGGCUAAGAAAGGUAAGAAACCAGGGUUCCGUUCCACUUUGUUCACGUUUUUGACUUCCGCAUUUUGGCAUGGAACUAGACCAGGCUAUUACCUAACCUUUGCAACUGGUGCACUUUAUCAAACUUGCGGUAAGAUAUACAGACGCAAUUUCAGGCCAAUGUUUAUGGCAGAAGACGGAAAAACUCCUCUCCCAUACAAGUGGAUCUACGAUGCAAUUUGCUUCUAUGUCAUUAAAGUAGCUUUUGGGUUCAUGGUUCAGCCCUUUAUCAUUCUAGACUUGAAAAAAUCUUUGCAAGCUUGGAGCUCGGUCUAUUUCUACAUCCACAUUGGUAUCGCUAUAACAUUCUUCCUAUUCAAAGGUCCUUAUGCAAAGCAGGUUAUCAAGUUCUGCAAAUCAAAACAACCCAAAGAAAGGUCAAUCAUCAAACAGAAGAAAUUGGAACAGGAGAUUGCGACUUCAUCUGCAUCUUUAGGUGGCAUACUCUCUGAAAAGCUUGCUUACGAGAAGAAACAUCCUAAAGAAGUCGAGAUGAACCUGGGCAUACCAGCGAUCGACUCAUACGAAAUGUCUGACGCUAAAGAGGCAUGGGAAGAGUUCCGCAACGAUUACAAUGAUUGGAGGGAGAAGAAUGGGCUGGAGAUAGAAGAAGAAAACCUCGCAAUUGCUUUCAACAGGUUCAAAGAAGAACUUCGUAGCGCUUCUGCUGACCCCACCACUGGAGUGAAAAGGAGAAUGAGCUUCAGCGAGUAUUUGCCCAAGCCUACUCCUGAAACGGAAGAUCACAACUGA